Messenger RNA from Yamadazyma jaroonii, 1728 nucleotides. Lineage: Eukaryota; Fungi; Ascomycota; Pichiomycetes; Serinales; Debaryomycetaceae. The record is from the annotation of a GenBank genome assembly.
AUGUCCAGUUGGUCAAAGUUGAAGAACGAUAUUCGUUUGAAAUUGAAGAAUGUCAAGCCUAUUCAUUAUGUUAUUAUCAUGGCUAUAUUCAUAGUCUUUCAUUUAAUCUCACCAUCGAAUUCAUCCAGUUCAAAUUCACUGAAAAACACUAAACUCCCUAUCAAUAUUCCAGUUGACGAUUAUUCUGCCAAGGUGUUAAAUUUAUAUAAUUCAGGAUCUAAAGGACCUAUAGAUUUUGAAUGGAAUCAGUUUUUAAACAUCGAUGGGUUUGUUGAAAAGUAUAAAUCAUUGAUUGAACCUUUAAAUUGUGAAGAAUUUGGAAAUAGGAUUAGAAAAUCUGAAAAAACUAGGUAUAAUUGUAUUGAUGAUCCUGAUCAUAAAGUCCCUAUUUCUUUACAAGAGAAUGUUUUAUUAUAUGUUGAUGAGACCCAAAGAAAGAUCUUUGCCAAAGUUCAUCUUUUGAAAUCAUUUCCUAAUCCUUCAAAGUUGAUUUAUUUGUUCCACGAUAACAAGAUUGAGAUUGAUGUUAACAAGGAACCAAAAAAAUUGAAACACAAAACCAGUAACUUAGAUAAAGAAAUUCCAAAAUUAACAUCUUAUAAUCAAGACUUAUCAGCUAAAGCCCCUAUUGAAUUGGAUUAUGAACAAUUUAAUUAUAGAACAUGUUUAAACAGUUAUAAGGACGAAUCUCCUGUUCAACAAUUACAUGAGAAAUAUAAAGAAACCAGGGUUGCUAGGAAAUAUUUCAGUGAAGCUUAUCUUUUAGAUGCACAAGGGACUUUCAAUCUCGAUUGGAGAUUUUUCAAUAGUCUGGAAGUUAUUUCUAAAGAUUAUGAUACUCUCAACAUGGCUAAAAUGAGUGGUAUUAUUAGAUGUUGGUUACAUUUCUGUGAAAAGUAUAACAUCAAAUCAUUUAUAAGUGACAACAAUUUAAUUGGGUGGGCUAUGAAUGGUUUACACUUACCAAUGGAAAAAGACUUUAAUUUCCAUUUACCUAUUGAUGACUUAAUGAAAAUUAUUGAUAUGGGAUUUAAUCAAUCAAUUAUUUUCGAUUAUAGUGAUUAUAAUCAAAAAGUCCAUGGUCUGUACCUUUUAGAUAUUUCACCGUUUUUCAAGAUGAGAGAUCGUAAUAAUCAAGAAAAUACCAUUGAUAUGAGAUUAAUUGAUAUAGAUUCAGGUCUUUACAUUGAUUUGAUUGCAUUAGUUAAUUUCUCUUACGAAAGAUUAUUCAAUUAUAAAGCCAAACCAAUCUUACAAAGUUUGAAUUCAAAUGAUUUGAUAAAAGUCGAUAAGAAGAUUGAAAUUUAUAAGGAUAAGAAAGAAAAUUUAUUAUAUUCUAAAGAUUUAGAUAUUUAUAGAUUUGAAAAUUUGAAUAAACUUUUACCGGUUAAAUUUGAAAAUGCUAUUGGUUAUAUACCAAAAGAUUAUAUGGAGAUUUUAACCAAUGAAUAUUUUGAACCAUUGAAAACUUCAAGAGGAUCUUUCAAAUUCAGAGAAUUUUUAAAUUUUUGGUAUCCUUUGGAAUGGUGUAAGAUGCCACCAUUCACAUCCGUAGCCACCAAAGAAGAUGACGAAGAAUGUUUGAAAAAUCCUUUAAUCAGUGGUAUUCAAAAAUCAAUAUCUAAAUCAGCCUCUUAUCAUGAACAGUUCAUGGAAUGGUUUAAAAAUUUAGACGUGGCUAAUUACAAUUUAAAGCCAGAUGAUUUACUGGCUAUAAUCUACCAUUAA